Molecule: messenger RNA, 1254 nt
Organism: Drosophila persimilis
Lineage: Eukaryota; Metazoa; Arthropoda; Insecta; Diptera; Drosophilidae
Gene: mEFTs
Product: elongation factor Ts, mitochondrial
Exons: 3
Coding region: 153-1106 (317 amino acids)
Biological process (GO): mitochondrial translational elongation
Cellular component (GO): mitochondrial matrix
Molecular function (GO): translation elongation factor activity; protein binding
Source: RefSeq, a predicted model, not a curated record
GUUUAUUUUGAAUUGAUUUUGGAAAAGUCGGAAAAACAAGCAACCGGCGUUGCCCAUAGCAGCAGCCGGCCCAGAGCAACAAGUCACCCCAUACCAUACCCCUAGGUCUCUACCAGAAAAAAAGUAAAAGAAAAAUCAAAUAAAAACCUGCAAUGUUGCUACAAAAGUUCUACAUGCGUGCCCUGCACACCACGCGAAUGGUGUAUGCCAGUGGAUCAGGCGCCGGCCUGGAGAAGAGUGCCCUGUCCGCCCUACGCAAGAAGACCGGCUACACAUUCGCCAACUGCAAGAAGGCCCUGGAGUUGCAUAACAACGAUGUCAGUGAGGCGGAGAAAUGGCUGCAUGCACAGGCACAGAGUCUCGGCUGGACCAAGGCAACGAAAAUGGCAGAUCGUGCCACUGCCCAGGGCCUCGUUGGGGUUCUUGUACGCGGCAAUCUGGGCGCUAUGGUGGAACUCAACUGUGAGACCGAUUUUGUGGCACGCAAUGAUGUCUUCAAGCGCUUCGUGGACCAUGUCGCACGGAUCUGCCUGCAAUACACGGAAGCUAUCGAAUUUGACGGAGAUCUCUGGAAGCUUGGUUACGAAUCAGAGGCUUUGAGGAAUCUUCCUACGGAUAAAGGCCGCAAUUUGGGCGAUCAUUUGGCCCUACUUAUUGGCGCCGUGGGGGAGAAUGCCACCAUCAAGCGAGCCAUCUGCUUUAAGGCCAAACAUGACAUUAAUUUGUGCGGCUAUGCACAUCCAGCACCCACCAAUGUGGGCACCACUGACGACACCACACAAGUGGGCAAAUACGGUACCAUUAUGGCAUUCCGUUCCGACAUUAAGUAUCCGGACUAUGAGUUCCAAAAAAGCAUUUGCCAGCAAAUUGUGGGCCUGAAGCCAAAGAAGAUUGGUGAAUACGACAAGGACAAGCCGGUCGAGAACAAGGACGACGAGACGUGCCUCAUUCAUCAGGAGUAUCUGUUGGACGCGGACAGAACUGUCGGAGAAAUUCUCAAGGAGCACGAGACCACUGUUGUCGACUAUCAUCGGUACGAGUGCGGCGAGGCGACCAAGGGCAAUCUCGACGAAAUUCUUCGCUCCCGAGAGCAGAGUAGCAAUUAAAUAGAUCUAAAACCAGACGACUGUAGCAUACAACAUUGUUAUACACCAAACAUAACAUUACACACACAAACCAUGAUUGUUAGACCGAAAUUCUGGACAAAAUUUGCAUGCUGAGUAAGAACAAUAACUACCACGAACCCAAAGUGUA